GUAGGACAGUUCAUUGCACCAGCUUCUCUUUGCUUUAACAUAUUUAACGGGCUCCCUUCACGCUGCAGAAGUUGAUUUCACAUGGUACCUGCAGCUCUCCCCGAAUGUUAUCUUCCCUACUGUCAGCCACUUGACAGGCAAAUAAAUCCAAAAAGAUUUGCCUUCAAUCCACUUCUUUCCCCUCCCAGCUGUUUGGCUCUAGGGAGGUACAGAUAGCAUCAGGGAAAAAAAACUGUUCCCAACUGACGUGGAUGUGAUAGACAGACACAGGUGGACGCCGCUUGUCAGGAACUAAGGGUGGCUUCAGCAUCUGGCCUGCUGCCACUGAAAUUGACUGUUCAGUUCUGCAGACACACACACCCUACGCGCACCACUAACUUCAGGGAGCUCACGCUGCCAGACCUUGCUCUGGGGAUUUGACUUUCGACUGCUUCAGCACCCAGCAAAGAGGAAUCUCUCUCUAAAGGACAAAUCGGCAGGAUAAUGGAAAAUAUUUAACAUCAUUCCUUCAAGGCUCUGGGAAGACCCAUCACCUCGUGUUUGUCAGGGAGCCAGCCGUUCCAGGUUUUGAGUCAUAUAACCAACAAGGACAUCAGAUUUUAUAGAGCUACCCACGUUUGUGUUUGUCUUCCUUCUCUUUCACUGUAGAAGAAAGAAUACCUGUCAGAAGCUGAAAAGGCUUCAUAAGCUGGCAAUGAGAUUGGUUUCUCUUCAAAAUAAUAAUAAUUCAGUGCAAAGAAGCAGAGGAGACGGAACCUGAAGCCUUUUCACUUGGAAGAUUUUUAUUGGUACCUGUGAGGAAAAUUGGAUGUAUCUGGACAUUUUCCUAACCCUGCCUGAGAGAUGCCAGCCAAAACACCAAUUUACCUGAAAACAACCAACAACAAGAAAGGCAAGAAAUUUAAGCUGAGGGACAUUUUGUCCCCUGACAUGAUCAGCCCUCCUCUUGGAGACUUCCGCCACACCAUUCACAUUGGCAAUGGAGGGGAGCAUGACGUUUUUGGGGACAUUUCAUUUCUCCAAGGGAAGUAUGACCUGUUGCCUGGAAAUCAAGGUCAGGCAAAGCUUAGUGAAUACGGAGGGCACAGUGAAUUCUCAAGGGCAAACAGUACCCCAAAUUCUACUUUCUCUGAGAUGCCCUCACCUGUGCUGAAGAAUGCCAUAUCGCUUCCUAGCAUUGGUGGAUCUCAAGCGCUCAAUCUUCCUCUACUAACUGCUGUAACCUUUGUUUCAAAGCGGGAUUUCUCAGCCCCUCCCAAGCCCCCUCGACUCCACCCAGCCACUGAGCAGCAUAUGCCAGAAAAGGAUGAGCACUGUGGGAAUGGGCACAUUAAUACAGAAGGAGUAGAAGUGAAGAAGUGUCCAAUGAUAUUACAGAAUGGUGAAGCCAGCAUCAAUCACUCGCAUAAGUUUCUUGGACAAUCUAGAGAGUGUAAAAUCAUGGAGGAAGAUUCCACUCAUAGCACUAUACAGUGUGGAAUGACAAGAAUGAACAAUUCAUCGGAGGAUACCCUCCUCAAUCUCACCGGCUCACUGCUCUCCCUUCAGCUGGAUCUCGGACCUUCGAUUUUAGAUGAUGUACUCAACGUUAUGGACAGAAAGCACCAGAUGGAAAUCAAAUAACAAGCGAUUCUCAACAAAAGUCAACAAUGGAGAUCUUGGACCUCUUUCAUAAUACACUUGAACCACAGAACCUGUAUAUGUGCCUACUGAACUUGAGGGUGAAAUGUCAAUGUUUCCCGCCUGCUUCUUAGAAAUGGACUCAGCGUCGUCUGCAGUUGUCAUUUGCUCUGAAGAGCAUGAAGGACUGCUCUUUGGCUGUGAUACAAUUUUCAGUGCUGCAUUUAUGGCAAAAGACUUCUCAACAAUUUUUGCCCACAUGUUUGACAGAGGGGCAGUCAGUUCAUGUUUGUGCAGUGUAACUGGGUCUUGCUGAACCUUUUCAAUGGCUAGUCAGAAUUCUGACACUAGAGCAGAGCACUUUUGUGCAAAUUGACUUGGUAUGUUUGGUGCAUCCGUGGUAUCCAUCCUUCAUUCAGGCAAUUAUUAAAAUUUAAUUUCUUCACAACUGUAAUGGUAGUUUGCAACUAUCUCUGUUUUUGUCAACUAUCGCUUGCUCUUCAAAGAAAUUUGUUUUUGUGAAACAUUGCUUAAACGUACACGUUACUUGAAACAAGUGCAACAUCUGACGCAGAAUAAAGAAAUAAUUAUGGGAUAUCAUGCAGUGUCAGGUGCCACAGGAAUUAUUUUCAAUGAUCCCUUGAAGAUGGUAUUUUCUUCAAGAGACUCUGCCCAGUGACUGCAUGAAGCAUUAUUGUUGAUUUCAUUCCAGAUCAAAAUAAGCAUCUAUGAAUAUAAGCUGAGCAAUCUUUUCUUGCGUACUUUAUUUCUUGCAUAGCUUUUAGCAGCAAAUUUAAUGAAUAUAAAAUUAAGUGGUGAUUUGAAAAUAUAACUCUUCAGUCAACAGUGUCACAGGCAUUUGUAACACACCGUGGUUUAUAGUGAGUAACAGAAAUUGAUGUACUGUUACGCUUCAUACAAGGCUCCCAUUGUAAAAGUCCGCAACAGGAUAGAACAACUGCCAGUUAGGUUACAACUGCUGGAGGUCAUAUCAUUAUCAAUGGUGCACAUGUAUAUAAUAAAUAA
Rhincodon typus (whale shark) is the source of this 2646-nucleotide messenger RNA. It is a transcript of the gene cdc42ep3, whose product is annotated as CDC42 effector protein (Rho GTPase binding) 3. NCBI's taxonomy places the organism in Eukaryota, Metazoa, Chordata, Chondrichthyes, Orectolobiformes, Rhincodontidae. The record is from RefSeq and is a predicted model, not a curated record. Bases 844 to 1623 code for a protein of 259 amino acids. The transcript is spliced from 2 exons.